Podospora anserina S mat+ is the source of this 642-nucleotide messenger RNA. RefSeq lists its product as uncharacterized. Gene Ontology annotation, molecular function: GDP binding; GTPase activity; GTP binding. Lineage: Eukaryota; Fungi; Ascomycota; Sordariomycetes; Sordariales; Podosporaceae. The coding region runs from base 1 to 642 and encodes 213 amino acids. Gene Ontology annotation, biological process: signal transduction. The record is from RefSeq and is a predicted model, not a curated record. The transcript is spliced from 6 exons. Gene Ontology annotation, cellular component: plasma membrane.
AUGCCGUCGAGGUUUACCUAUCAGCCCGUUCGGGAAUACCAUGUGGUAGUUUUAGGUGCAGGUGGUGUCGGGAAGAGUUGCUUGACUGCCCAAUUUGUCCACAAUGAAUGGAUUGAGAGCUAUGAUCCGACAAUCGAGGAUUCAUACAGGACGCAGGUGACUGUUGAUGGACGGCAAGUAGUACUCGAGAUCCUCGACACUGCAGGAACAGACCAAUUCGUCGCUAUGCGCGACCUGUUUCUCAAAUCGGGGCAAGGGUUUCUUCUAGUCUUUAGCAUCGCCUCCCGCAGCUCGUUUGAUGAGCUCGCGACCUUGAGAGAAGAGAUUCUCCGCAUCAAAGACGACGACACGGUCCCGAUUGUGAUGGUGGGCAACAAGGCCGAUUUGGAAGAUCAGAGGGCGGUGGACAGGGCGAGGGCGUUUGGGGUUUCGAGGAGUUGGAACGCGCCGUAUUAUGAGAGCAGUGCCAGGACGAGGACGAAUGUGGACGAGGUGUUUAUCGAUCUUUGUCGGCAGCUGUGCAGGAGGGAAGACAUGCUGGAGGAGCGGGCGAGGGAUGACUUGGGGCAGAAGAUGAGUGAUGAGGCGGCGAAGAAGAGGAGGAGGAGGAGGAGGAGGAAGGAGAAGUGUGUAAUUCUUUGA